AAAUUGACAAAUCAUAGGUUUCGUUUCAACUAACUUUAAAUUAUAAAACUAAUAUUAAAAAUACAUAUUUUAAAACAAAAUGAGUGAAUAUAAAAUUACAUCUCGUGCGUAUACUAAAAUGAUGUUCCAUGCAGCAAAGUAUCCACAUUGUGCAGUGAAUGGAUUGUUAUUAUCUGAAAAAGAUUCUUCAGAAAAUAAAAAAUUUAAAAUUGUUGAUGCAGUUCCCUUAUUCCACCAAUGCCUAUUUGUUUCACCAAUGGCUGAGAUUGCUUUAUUACAAGUUGAGGCGUAUGCAAAUGAAGAAGGUCUUCAAAUAGCUGGUUAUUAUUGUGCACCUGAAAAUUUCAAUGAAUUUUCUGUAGAAAGAUGUCCAGGGCUAAAAAUUGCUGACAAAAUCAAUGAAAAUUAUCCGAACUCAUGUUUGAUUAUGAUUGAUAACAAACUUGUAACGUUAGCCUGUGAAAGAGAAGCUAUAAAAGUUUUCCAGAAUAUUGAUAACAGAUGGAUAAAAACUGCAUUUUUAUUAGAUCAAUCUGAGGCAACCUUAGAUGCUGUAUCAUCAUUGUUAAAACGAGGAGCUAUGAAAGAUAUAAUCGAUUUCGAUAACCAUUUAGAUAAUCCUGAAAUGACAUGGGAUAAUGAACAUUUAAAUAAGGAUUUAAAGCAAAUUAUGGCAAUGUAUUAAACUGUAUUAUUUUAUCAGCGGUGAAUAUGUUUCUCUGGGGUGCCCCUAAUUUAAAUAAUAUAUCUCCAAAAAUGUAUGUAUAGAUUAAAUAAUUUUAUAUUUUGUUUUUGUUUUUAUUCUAAAACCCAUAUAAUGGAUAAUGAAUAUAAAAUAUAUAAUUUUCAUGAAAAAAAAAUAAAAUAUUUUUAAGUAAUCUUUUA
This is a messenger RNA of Condylostylus longicornis, 885 nucleotides long. RefSeq names its product ER membrane protein complex subunit 8/9 homolog (gene EMC8-9). NCBI's taxonomy places the organism in Eukaryota, Metazoa, Arthropoda, Insecta, Diptera, Dolichopodidae. The transcript is spliced from 2 exons. Gene Ontology annotation, cellular component: EMC complex. The coding region runs from base 80 to 685 and encodes 201 amino acids. The record is from RefSeq and is a predicted model, not a curated record.